AUAAUACAGUAUUCUUUAUAAUCCACUUACAUGGAUACAUGCGUUACAGAAACGCAUAUUUUUAACCCUUGUAGCCAACAAGACUUUCUGCUGUGUGUCUGUGCUCUGAGUCUUCUUCUUGUAAUUUUGGAUUGAUUUUUAUCCUUGUGUAAAAAGUCACAACAAGACUAGGACUUCUGACUGGGCAUUUCUCAUAAUUCUGUUAGCACUUGAAGGCAGCACAUUUCGCCAUACGUGUGUGACGUUAGACUACAUUUCCCAGAAGUCCAUUUGGCUUUUUUUUUCUCCCCUCUUGACACAGAUAUUUCAGAUAAAAACUUCCUGCCAUAGCUCGACCGUUAGUGAGUCCUGGAGGAAGCCUACUGUCCAGGCUGCUGCACAGUUUGUCCUCGGCCUUUCGUUCCUCAUCUACACUUUGUACUUAUCUACGGUGAACGACGGAAAGCUACGCCAUGUCAGACGGAGACAACAAAAGCUCGAACCUGCUUGCUCAGGAGACUGCCCAGCUAGAGGAGCAGCUACAGGGCUGGGGCGAGGUGAUCCUGGCUGGAGACCGCGUUCUGCGAUGGGAGAAGCCCUGGUUUCCUGCAGUCCUGAUGGCUGCUACCACUGUUCUCUUCCUGCUGAUUUAUUACCUGGACCCAUCAGUGCUGACGGGCCUCUCCUGCGCUGUCAUGCUGCUGUGUCUCGCUGAUUACCUGGUGCCAACACUGGCACCCAGAGUCUUUGGCUCCAACAAGUGGACCACUGAACAGCAGCAGCGUUUCCAUGAGAUCUGCAGCAACCUGGUGAAGACACAGCGUCGCGUGGUGGGCUGGUGGAGGCGCUCCUGUGCUCUCAAGGAAGAGAAACCUAAGAUGUAUUUUGUCUCAAUGAUCAGUGGUUUGCUGGUAGUGGCUUGGAUUGGGCAGCAGGUCCACAACCUGCUCCUAACCUACAUAAUUGUGAGCUUCCUGUUGCUUCUCCCUGGUCUAAAUCAACAUGGCAUCAUCACCAAGUACACAUCCAUGGCAAAGAGGGAGAUAAACAAACUGAUGAAACACAAGGAGAAGAAAAAUGAGUGAGUUGGACCAAAGUGUAGGUCACGAGAGCAAAUAAGAGAACAACCACACCACCAAAUGACAGGAGGAAGUUAGAAAAGAGAAGACAGUCCGUUUCCUGAGUCUGCUGUUUGUUUAGGGUUUUUUUUUUUCUGUACCGAUGAACUUGACAUUUUAUCACAUCUGUAUUUUACUUUCUUCACGAGUCAGUUUUACCUGCAGCGUCCAUCGAGAACCUCACAUCCAUCCUCUCUUCAGUAAUAUAUUCAUUCACCUGCAGCACUGAUCACCGUCUCUGCACAUAUGGGCCUCAGCUGUCUUUUAUUUUAAUUUUAUUUUUUGUCAGUGGUGGUUUGAAAGCCAUCACAGAGUGACUACUGAGUAGUUUUUGUAGCACGUGACCUUCACAGAAGAUAAUUUUUCUCACUUUAGAUCACAUGAUGCCACAUUUGGACAGGGGUUGUGUUCUAACCUCACAAUAAAAACAAACUGGAUUUAAACACAGCUCUUAAUGGGUUCAAAGUAGGGCUGCUGCUGGGCUCUGUUCUGUUCCUUUGUAAAUAUGUGUGUGUGCGUGCGCAUGUAUGUGUGUUAUUUAUGUUUUCAGUCUCAUUUCUGCUCUGGUCACUGACCCUGUGCUCAUAAUGUUUUUCUUUACUGGAGAUCUUUAAAACAGUGAAUAAAGAUUGAUUUAAAUGAA
This is a messenger RNA of Cynoglossus semilaevis (tongue sole), 1740 nucleotides long. It is a transcript of the gene arl6ip1, whose product is annotated as ARL6 interacting reticulophagy regulator 1. The coding region runs from base 453 to 1064 and encodes 203 amino acids. The record is from RefSeq and is a predicted model, not a curated record. Gene Ontology annotation, cellular component: Sec61 translocon complex; membrane. Gene Ontology annotation, biological process: cotranslational protein targeting to membrane. The transcript is spliced from 6 exons. Lineage: Eukaryota; Metazoa; Chordata; Actinopteri; Pleuronectiformes; Cynoglossidae.